This is a messenger RNA of Boleophthalmus pectinirostris (great blue-spotted mudskipper), 744 nucleotides long. Its product is annotated as ladderlectin-like. Gene Ontology annotation, molecular function: signaling receptor activity. The record is from RefSeq and is a predicted model, not a curated record. The transcript has 7 exons. Lineage: Eukaryota; Metazoa; Chordata; Actinopteri; Gobiiformes; Gobiidae. Bases 79 to 522 code for a protein of 147 amino acids.
UUCCUUCUUCCUGCUCCUGACUCUAUAAAUGCGUCUGUAUUUUCUCAAAGCCACAGUGACCCUAAAGAGGCUCUGAAGAUGGCUGCUCGUCGACUCCUGAUGCUCUUGGCCUGUUUGGCCGCCGUGGCUCUGCUGCCUGCUCGAGCUGCAGAAGAUGACCCAGGCUGUGCUGACGGCUGGAGUAAGUUUGGCUCUCGCUGUUUCAAAUUUCUAAAUGAUAAAAGGACCUGGACCGAAGCUGAGAAAAGCUGCCACGAUCUUGGUGCAAACCUGCCCUCCAUCCACAGUUUGGAGGAGAGCAACUUCAUCAAGGAUUUGAUAAAUUCAGCCACAGGGGGCGACAACCACGCCUGGAUCGGUGGGUCUGAUGCUGUGCAGGAGGGGAAGUGGUUCUGGAGUGAUGGAACUCGUUGGGACUACACCAGUUGGCUUGUUAACGAGCCAAACAAUGAACAAGGCCACGAGCACUGCGCUGCCUACUGGAGCGGGGGUUUGUGGAAUGAUGCUCCAAACAGCGCGUGAAACUGAGCUACAUCUGUGCCAAAGCUCUUCCUCGGUUUUCACUGAAACCCAAGGGUGGGAUCCUGACUCUGGAGGGCUUCGCCUGCCAGUGCAGCCCUGCAAAGAAGUGACCACUGCAUCUGUGAUCAACUACAUCACCAAAUCUACUGUUUGUCAUCAAGCUGAGCGCCCACAUGAGGCUUUGGUUUUUCUUUGUGAUUAAACUUUGUUUCUGAGUCUCAA